CCCAGCACUCACAUCAUCAAGAGCCCCGGCAACGCUUGGCCAUGUUCGCCAAAAAGAAGGAGGGCCAACGCUUCAUGAUCCUGAUCUCGAGCGGCACGUGCGACGCCACCAAGGUCCACGUCGCCGUCACCAAUGGCUUCGCGCAGCUCAAGGGCGACGCAACGACCAAGGUUGACUUCGUCCUCAUGGCCGAGGGCGGCUGGGUUGUGGAGGACAAGGUCCUGCGUUCGAUCGGCGCGUUUGGGCUGCCCCCGAUGUCCAAGCUCCUCGACGACCCAUGCAUGCAAGACAUAAAUCGGGUCACCUGGACCGUCUGAUCCUUCUGUGCCGACGCCCGUGGCAUCACGGACGUCGCGAUCAUGAGCAGCGUGGGCCCGCGCCCCAACUGCUCCAUCAAGGCGGCCACCGACCCGGCGGCGCUCGCAAUGUAUGCAAACGCGGACAAGAUCCUGUGCUUCUAGACGGACGUUUCUUCAGUCGCACGGCCCGGAGCAGGGCGUGCCUCGGCGCAAUAUGACGCGCGCCCCUCGACAGCCCACUCGUGGGUGUGGGGUGCGCCGAUAUACUUCAGCGCUCGAGACGCUCCGCCUCGAUCCGCGCACCGCUCGAUCCGCGCAGCAUGGGACGUGCAGCGCGACGCAGGGGGUGUAACAUGUACACUGCUCAAGGUGGCGGCGCUUCGGCGUCAGCUCCCUUCUAGGAAUCUGAGACGUUGUACCACCUGUACCGCACUGGGCUAGUCGCCGACCACCCUGCACAAAGAUCGCAAGGGCGGGGACCUGUUCUCCUUUUUACCCAUCUCACAGUAGAGGUGUCCGUUUUUAUUUAUUUAUUUAUUAUUUGAGAUUACUCAGAUUA
Molecule: messenger RNA, 858 nt
Organism: Emiliania huxleyi CCMP1516
Lineage: Eukaryota; Haptophyta; Isochrysidales; Noelaerhabdaceae
Exons: 2
Coding region: 42-317 (91 amino acids)
Source: RefSeq, a predicted model, not a curated record